Molecule: messenger RNA, 2253 nt
Organism: Penicillium chermesinum
Lineage: Eukaryota; Fungi; Ascomycota; Eurotiomycetes; Eurotiales; Aspergillaceae
Product: E3 ubiquitin-protein ligase HEL2
Exons: 3
Biological process (GO): protein ubiquitination; rescue of stalled cytosolic ribosome
Molecular function (GO): ribosome binding; ubiquitin protein ligase activity
Source: RefSeq, a predicted model, not a curated record
CUCGUCGAGUCGCGGUCGUGGUGGUCGGCGCCGGGGCCGCGGAGGGACUGCCCCUCCAACGGGGCCCCUGCGAACAGAGGCUCCAAGAACCGUGGUCGCGGAGGUCGAGGUUCCGGUCACGAGAAAUCACGAAACGGCGAUAUCUCCCAUGAUACUCGAGAAACUAAUGAGCGACAAGUGGCGCCCGUCACUGUCACUGCUGGAUCAAAGCCUCUGCCUGCUGCUACCGAUGACGCCGACGACGGAGAAGUGUGCUUUAUCUGUGCCUCCACCGUCGAACAUACGUCUGUUUCGCCAUGCAACCACCGUACCUGUCAUAUCUGUGCAUUGCGACUCCGAGCGCUUUACAAGAACAAGGGAUGCGCGCACUGUCGAACCGAAGCCAGUUUCGUCAUAUUCACCGAUGAUCCAGUCCGAAAGUUCGAGGAUUUCCAAAAGAAAGACUUCGCUCGCACCGAUGACAACUUGGGCAUUCAAUAUGAGAAUGAUGAUAUUUUCGAAGACACCGUAUUACUGUUGCGCUACAACUGUCCGGAUGAGGACUGUGACGUUGCCUGCUUGGGCUGGCCGGACUUGCAUCGGCACGUCAAAAGCAAGCAUGGCAAGGUGAUGUGUGACCUCUGUACUCGAAACAAGAAGGUUUUCACCCACGAACAUACUUUAUUCACGCCGCAAGAACUUCGCAAACAUGAAAGACAUGGAGAUGAUAAGCCUGGCGCGGUUGAUCAGAGUGGCUUUAAGGGUCAUCCGGAAUGUGGAUUCUGUAAACAGCGCUUUUACGGUGAUGAUGAGCUUUAUGCUCAUUGUCGUGACCGUCAUGAGCGCUGCCAUAUUUGUGAUCGCCGCAACUCCAACCGCCAACAACAGUAUUACAUCGAUUACAAUGCUCUGGAGCACCAUUUCCAAAAAGACCAUUUCAUGUGCCAAGACCCAGAGUGUCUGGAGAAAAAGUUCGUGGUGUUUGAUUCAGAAAUGGACCUCAAAGCGCAUCAGCUAGAAUCACACCCCAAUGGCAUUUCCAAGGAUAUCCGUCGAGAUGCUCGGAUGGUAAAUCUGAGAGAGUUUAACAAUAUCCGCAGCCCUUAUCAGCCACAGCAACGCCAACGGCGUGGAGCUGGCCGAGGACGAGACCCGAACGCAGAACCAUUACCACCGUCCAGUGCACAGCCAAUGAGUCGAGCUGAGGUCGCAUAUCAGCGGCAAAUGGCCAUUCAAAGUGCCCAGUCGGUCUCGACCCGUAGCUUUGGUGGCCAGCUCACCCGAGAUGAUACCCAAACAGUUCAAGCUCCAGAACGUUCUGUUGGGUCUACUCCAGUGCAGUCAUCUGCAUCGCGAUCACAACCAUUACCUGUAGCAGAUCUGCAGAACCUCAGCCUUACAGCUGACGCCGGCUCACUCAGCCCACAAGACCAGGCACGACGCUUGCGCCAUACCGCAGUAGUUGAUCGGGCUUCGAAUCUUCUCCGGAAUGAUGCCACGAAGCUUGCAGAAUUCCGCUCUCGGGUCUCUAGUUAUCGAACUUCUUCUAUUACGGCUAUUGAACUUAUUGAUGCCUUCUUUUCUCUGUUCGAUACCUCAAGCGCCGAGCUAGGCAAACUGAUCAAAGAGCUAGCGGAAAUAUACGAGGACGAGGCUAAACGAACAGGCUUGCUCCAGGCUUGGAACGAUUGGCGGGCAAUCAAUGAGGACUAUCCAGCCCUCCCAGGUCCGGGUGGAAUUUUACCAGGCAUGUCACCAAAUACUGUCAACACUGGCGGCAAACGAGUCCUCCGACUCAAGUCAUCAACCGCUCAAUCAUCUCGAUCUGCGGUUGGCAGGAAUGGGCCGUCAUCUUCGAACCCGUUUCCUCCUCUUUCUGCAGCAGGCCCCUCCACCCGUCGUUCCCAGGCUUCUAGUGCUACGCCGUGGGCGGCCGCCGCUCCAUCACCUCUCGUUCGCCCAUCUUUGCCCAGCUCCUCCAGUCGCCCCUCCGCUGCAUCCUCUCCAUCGGCCCGCCCCCCAAUCAGCACUGGCUCGGACGCCUUUCCGGCUCUUCCAGCAGCUGCAAAGCCCAAUGUUCUCAUGGCAGGAAAGACUCGGGGUUAUGUUCGAUGGGACAACAACAAAGCCCCAGCAGCAAAUGCCUGGGGAUCGAAUUCUUCAUCAGGGGUCGCAUCUCCUGCCGAGCCGGCUGAGUUCGAUGAUGACUUGAAUUCCGAUGGCAAAAAGGGCAAGAAGAAAAAGGGAAAGCAAACUCUUUACCAUUUUGGUUGA